Molecule: messenger RNA, 782 nt
Organism: Magnolia sinica
Lineage: Eukaryota; Viridiplantae; Streptophyta; Magnoliopsida; Magnoliales; Magnoliaceae
Product: early nodulin-like protein 6
Exons: 2
Coding region: 84-620 (178 amino acids)
Cellular component (GO): plasma membrane
Molecular function (GO): electron transfer activity
Source: RefSeq, a predicted model, not a curated record
ACUACCCACUCCACCUCAUCUCAUCCCUUCUCAAUACCCCCAACUCCAGAUAGAGCUUUCCACACAAACCAAGAAAAGAGAAAAUGGCUUCCACCAACUCUCUCUGCAACAUCAUAAUCUCCUUCUUCUUCUUCCUAGCCAUCUUCUCUUCUCUUCAGCUUCCACCAACUGCCACUGCUUUCGAGUUCGACGUUGGAGAUGAGGAGGGAUGGAAGGUUCCACCUUCCGAAAAACCUAAAUUAUACAAUUCCUGGGCAUCGAAAAACAGAUUCCAAGUCGACGAUAUCAUUAAUUUCAAGUACAAGAAAGAUUCAGUGAUGGUGGUGAAUUCGGAAGACUACGACGAUUGCAAUUCCACUCACCCCAUCUUCUUUGCCAACAACGGGGACACCAGUUUCAAGCUCGAUCGCCCGGGGCUUUUCUAUUUCAUCAGUGGAGUCUCUGGACACUGCGAGCUAGGUCAGAAGAUGAUAAUUAAGGUUUUGGGCCAGACGCCAGCUCCCGAAAACUCUCCUUCGCCGCCUGGUGGCACCACAAAUUCAAAUGCUGCAGUUUCAACGGCUAGGAUUGCUUAUAUAGUGAUAAUGUUAGUAAUUGGUUUUCUCUUUCUUGAAUUUUAGGUUGAUAGUCUGAAUAGCCACAUUUUGAUAGUGUGGUUUUAGUGUCGUUUUUAGUUUGAGUUAGUCUUACUAUUAUAUCAGGAUGUUUGGGUGUGAUUUUAUGUGAGUUUUUGAAAUUCUGAUGUGGGAUUUAUAAUAUUUCACUAUUUAUGAUUUUACUAG